CUCACACAUGGAAGUCUUGUUCUGUCUCUCAUCUCUAUCUCUAUCUCUAUCUCUCUCGAGUUCUUUGUCUCCUCCGUCGCCCAGACUUUGGAUUGGGAGGCUGAUGAAUCUUUUAGAUCUUCGAGCGAUAUGAGGAGGAACCAGUCGGCGAGUGAUUUUAGAGCGUCGGGAGGUGGCGGUGCUCCGGCGAAGUCGAAGUCUUCGGAGGAUAUUUUAUUCGAGGUCGCAGCUUGAGGCUUCUCCUGCGAAUAAAGAGAGUUUCUUUGCGAAGAGGAUGGCUGAGAAUGAGUCUAAGCCGGAGGGGCUUGGGAGGUAAGUAUGUGGGGUUUGGAUCAAGCCCUGGUCCUGCUCCCAGGAGUAAUUAUCAGGGUGGUGGUGGAGAUGUUUUCUCUGUCAUGUCUGAGGGAUUUGGAAGAUUGUUUCUUGUUGCCGCAUCAGCUGCGAAUGUUGUUCAGACAGGAACCAUGGAGUUCACUUCCAAGGUCAAAGAAGGUGGUUUAGAUCACACGGUGAGUGAGACUGUUAACGUUGUUGCGAGUAAGACAACAGAGAUAGGACAGAGGACAUGGGGGAUCAUGAAAGGAGUAAUGGCAAUUGCUUCACAAAUGGUUGAAGAGUUCACUAAAGAAGAAGCAUCGACCUGGAACCAACAGAAUACAAACGAGGGCAACGGUUACUACCAGAACAAAGGAGCAACCACGAAUAUGGCGAGCAAGGAUCCGAAUCACGAGCAACCUCCUCCUCUGAGUAUCGAAAUCAAAGCCACUCAGGAUCAAUUCUACGCUCAUUCUCAGACAAAUUCAACUUGUUCAAAUCCUGUUUCUCUGCUACACACGCUGCGAUAGCUGAAUCUGCUUCAACCGUUAUAUCAUUCCCCGCCAUCUCAAGAACUUCAAUGGACGAAGCACAUUCCUUAAGAGCCUUCGCUACGGCUAUGGCAACUUCAUUCUCUAGGUUCAGAUAACUCAAGUAAAGCUCCGUCAAGUGUUUGUAGCUUGAAAGACUCUUGCUCAGAGAAACUCCUGCUUCUGCCCCAAACAUGUUAUCCCUCAGAUGUUUCUGUCUUUCUUCCCUCCCCCAUAUGUUUCAUCCUAAAACCUUAAAACUUUAUCUACAGCAAGAAGCCAAGAACACAAUGCUAGUUUUAUAACAUGCUUCUUUCAAAUUUAUGUUUAAAAUGUUAUGUUUAAUAAUUUUAUCAAUAAAUUUUAAGUUUAAUAAAAUAAUGUUUAAUA
Brassica napus (rape) is the source of this 1235-nucleotide messenger RNA. RefSeq names its product ADP-ribosylation factor GTPase-activating protein AGD7-like. The transcript is spliced from 4 exons. Bases 285 to 845 code for a protein of 186 amino acids. NCBI's taxonomy places the organism in Eukaryota, Viridiplantae, Streptophyta, Magnoliopsida, Brassicales, Brassicaceae. Gene Ontology annotation, biological process: vesicle-mediated transport. Gene Ontology annotation, molecular function: GTPase activator activity. The record is from RefSeq and is a predicted model, not a curated record.